This is a messenger RNA of Racocetra persica, 337 nucleotides long. NCBI's taxonomy places the organism in Eukaryota, Fungi, Glomeromycota, Glomeromycetes, Diversisporales, Gigasporaceae. The record is from the annotation of a GenBank genome assembly.
AGAAAAUCAAGUAAUUCCAUGUUCAGACGCACCGCCUUUUGCAACAGCAGAUAUAACGGUUACUCCUGGUGAAGAACGUUUCGACAUUAAUGGGACAGUGACUACAAAUUUUAACAUUGCUGAAGGCGAUGAGUUCACUGCUGAAUAUUUCUAUGGAAAUUCUUCAGAAGGAUUUAUUGACCAUAUUUGUGAAAGAUUGAAAAACUGUCCAACUAGAGAAUAUCAUAUUGCAGACUUUAAUGAUAGAAAGGACCGCACUGUACUCUACAUUCAAGUUAAAAUUUUUUUCAAUAUAACAAUAAAAGCUUGUGGUCAGAUUAAUCCACCAUUUGCUUGA